Puccinia graminis f. sp. tritici CRL 75-36-700-3 is the source of this 1248-nucleotide messenger RNA. RefSeq lists its product as uncharacterized. The coding region runs from base 1 to 1248 and encodes 415 amino acids. The record is from RefSeq and is a predicted model, not a curated record. The transcript has 2 exons. NCBI's taxonomy places the organism in Eukaryota, Fungi, Basidiomycota, Pucciniomycetes, Pucciniales, Pucciniaceae.
AUGUUCAUCCCGCCUUUAUUCACAUUGGGUGAGCUUCCAGCUUACAACCAUGUCUCCAGUGAUUCCACACAAUAUCAGUCCUGGUUGAAAGCACAAGCUUCUGGCUCAAAUCAUGGGGGUCUGGCAGCCCAAGAGGUUGGUCCAGCUCCAGAUUAUUGGGAACCAAUUCCGAAUCAACAGUUCUCACAGCAACAGGACACGCAACUCAGAAGCUUGCCAAGUAGCUCUGGGGCCACCCUCAAUGAUAUAGACUCUCCACACUUACCCAAGAAUCCAACCAACCACUUACCCAACAAAGUGGACAAAAGGGUGUCUGGGAUGCCAGUGGGGGACCCAAGAGAUGGACCAGAAGAGAUUCUGUUUGAGCCAUUUAUUGACCAUUUAUGGCAAUUUGCAUGGAUCAACACAUUGAAUUUUCCGCAAAAGAAGCAACUCACAGCCAAGCGGGGCCACAAGUAUUCAAACAUCAGGGAUAAACUGUUGCAGGACAUUGUUCGCAAAUAUGGGAAGGAACAGAUCUGUCCAAGACUCAUGAAAAUUGUCUCCAUCCCUGCAGCUUCUUCUCACUCUGAAGUUCUCCCAGCUGCCCUUGACUUACUCGAGGAAAUCCAAUUGCGCAACAAACAAUUUCUGGAUGUCUUCACCCCGCCACAUGAGGUUGCAGCUGAAGAAGAAAUCUUUGAUCCAAGUAAAGAAAUGAAUGAUCCAAUCUUGAACGAACAAUUUGGGAUGUACAACUGGUUUGUCAAGCAGCUUGUUUCUACAAGCCAGCUUCCAGGAGCUUCCAAUGAACACCCAUCAAACCUGAUCCAAAAGGCUGUGCUCACAUAUCUUGAGAUAGAUAUACACAGGAAAGAGCUCAGUGAAGACCAUUGGAAAACAAUCAGAUUUUCAAAUAAAAAAAACCUCACUCCGUUCUCCAUCACCAUCCUUGAAGCCAUAAAGACCAAAAUUGCUCUGUACAUCUUAGGACAAUACUACAAAUCAAGCAACCCAGAAAAGUGGGAUUUCUAUAUCGUUCAUGAUUCCAACUUUAUCAAGAUCUUUUCCCUGCUCAAGAAAUAUCAUUAUCUUGCCAAGCCUGCCAGGAUCAGAGCAUUCAAUGGAAUGUGCUCCAAGCUGGAUGUCUUACCAUGGAAAGAACCUCUGCAAUCUAUGGAUAGACUUGAAACUGGUAGACAUUCAUUUUUGAAAACACUUGAUAAAUUCGGAUUGCAUUCAGUUGAAUAUUAUUUCUUAAACAAGUGA